Mugil cephalus (flathead mullet) is the source of this 3674-nucleotide messenger RNA. Its product is annotated as CD9 antigen-like. Lineage: Eukaryota; Metazoa; Chordata; Actinopteri; Mugiliformes; Mugilidae. The transcript has 9 exons. Gene Ontology annotation, cellular component: membrane. The record is from RefSeq and is a predicted model, not a curated record. Bases 158 to 1018 code for a protein of 286 amino acids.
CUGACAACCCAUCAGCACCAGCAUCAUUUCCAAGCAUUCGGACGCACCGUUGGCGCCUCCACAGUGACACUCCACAGACGCAUCCAGGUAUUUAUCUCGACGGUUGCGGCACUUUUUGAAGCCUUUCCAAACGACACGAAACUCGCCGGUCAUCAUCAUGGCUCUGGACGGUUGUGGCCACGUCUGCAAGUAUAUCCUCAUCAUUUUCAACAUCAUCUUUGCGGUGGUGGGCUUUGCUCUCCUGGGCCUGGGCCUAUGGCUGCGAUUCAGCGACAACACCAGAAGCAUCUUUGAAAUAGAGCAGCUCAACUCCAGCGCCUUUGUCUUGGGCGUGACGGUGCUGAUAGUUCUCGGCGCAGUGAUGCUGAUUGUUGUGGUGUUCGGAGACUACGGCGCGUGCAACGAGAAGAGAUGUGCUCUGCAAGUGUUCUCUGCCCUUCUGUCCAUUAUGGCUUUAGCCGAAAUCGUCGUCGGAGUGCUCGCUUAUUCCAACAGUGACAGGGUUGGGAAUUUCAUGGGAGAGUUCUACACAAGCAUAUACACAGUGUACAUCGCCACUGGAGACCCGCCCCUCGCCGUCACCCUCACGUUCAUCCACAAAAUGCUCCACUGCUGCGGAAUCACAGGAGUCUCCUUGAUUGAAAUGGUUAAAGAGACGUGUCCCAAGCCGGAUGGUUUCUUGGAGCACAUUGCCAUGCCUAGUUGUCCCAACCUGAUCGCAAAUGCUUUUGAAAGCAAAGCAUCUCUGGUGUUGGGCCUCUUCGUUGGAACCGGAGCUCUUCUGAUCAUAGCUAUGAUUUGCAGCGCCGUGCUUACUAAACAAAUACAACGAUCUGCUUCAGCUUCUCGCCACAUCAUCCUGACUCAAACCAUUCAAGCCCCGGCUCCGGCUCCGGCUAGCCUCCCGCCCCCUCAGCAUGCCUUUGAAGCCAAACCCUACCCCUACCCCUACCCCUACCAGGACCCGGUUGUCUUCACCCCCCUCUCUGCGGUUACCCUCCCCGCGGUCCAGACUUAAGUGUGCGCUUUCACGUCUUCUGUCGUUGCUUAUCUUAUUGUGCUCCGGGAUGCUUGGGAUUUAGGAAUAGGGAUCUAACUCACUUCUUCUUGGUGUGGUCACUGCUAGCAAAAUGUCUUCAGUGGAGUUCAAAGGAAAAAAAAUCCACCCCACAACACCUUUAAAAUCAAUCAUCAACAUUAUAGCCCUGCUCAGAUCUGGUAUUAGCGUGUGUCUGGAGGGAUCAAACUCAAGAUAAGUUUAAUUCAAAAUUAGGAGGAUCUGAUCACUCACUUUUGCUUUUGUAUUAUUUUUAUUAUUAUUUCGCCCAGGACAAGUUCAGUCUGACCGUGAGUCAACAGAUAGAUGAAUACGUUAUUAAUCCUAAACAUAAUUAAUAUCACUAGAGAAAAAUCUGUGGUGAAAUUAUCAAAUUCUUGGUGAAUUAAACUCACCAAGCAGCUGAGAUGAGAAUGACAAAUGUAAUGCAAAGAAAUAUAUAUCAUUGUUUUUUAGUAACUGAGAAAGGAAAAAAAUAAGUUCUUAGCAGUCCUGGCUUUCUUUCCAGGUAAUGAUCCCACAAAACAAGGCAACUUCCAGGCAAUCACAUGUUACCAAGAAGUUUGAAUCAUUGUACAUUUCCAGUAGACGUCAGCAUGUGUGGUCCGGAUCUCCAGCGUGGUUUCUGGGUACUCAUCUGUCCAGAGACCACAUGGUCUCGGACCGAUUUUGUGAACACACACAUGGGCAUCCUGACCGUAAUGACAGACCACCUAGUCAACUCACCAUUUGCCAUUCACAAAAAACAACAAAAAACAAAAGAAUGAUCGUCAGAGAAGAGAAAAAACUAACAAGCAAACACUCAGUAUGUGUAGAUUAUAUUCCUAACGUGUUAAUUAGCCGUCUGUAGUUAAAUUGGCAUAGUCACAAAGUCAUUUUUGUUUGGGGGCCUCACGCAGCCCAAUUUGAUCUCAAGGGGGCCUGGUCCAGUAGCAUAAUAUAACAUGAUAAACUAUAAAUAAUAACAAUUCUACAGUUUUUACAUUUGUUUAGUGCAAAGAAGCAAAUUAGGAGAAUGUUUACAUUGAAUAAACUCAACGUCAAGAAGAACAUGUGUACAUGGCCGCCAUCUGUUGUUUAGUCCUGGGUCUCAGUGUUAGUAAAACAGAGCUGCCCCUAGUGGACAACAUAGGAAUAGCAGUAAAUUUUUGCACUUUGCAAGUGCAUGGUUUGGCACAGAUUAGACCAUCUGAGGGACCGGUUUUGGUCCACGGGCCGUAUGUAUUUCCUCAGUACUGAUUGGUGGAUUGUUUUUUGUUUGUUUUUUUAACUUUUGAUUAAGAGAUUUCUUUUGACUCAUUGGUUGGUUUAUGCCUUUUUUCUGCAUAUGAACGUCCCCAUUGUCCGAGUUACACUCUUCUUGCAUGACUCUUCAUGACUCUAUCAAUAGUCAGUUCAUCCAUGUCCCAGUGAGCCCUCUCAAACGAUGCGACACUCCAAUCUGACCACUUGCCAUCUGAUCCCUCAGGGCUAAUGCUAAUACCAGGUCUGAUGUUCCUCCGCUUAAAAGAAACUACUUCUGAUUUCCUCACUGAACAUUUCACACAAGCUUUUCAUGUGCACACUGAUAGCACGGGGCCUGUUCUAUUCUGUGGCUGGUUCAACCCUGUGAGGUGAUAGUGAGGAGGUCGAGCUCUUUGUCCCAUCCCCACUCUUUACUUCCCCUCCUACUUCUGUGUCCGAAUCGCAGAUCACGGCCCUGGUCUGCACCAUCGUCCUCCUGAAGCAGCUGAAGAGGACCCAUCAGCAGAUCACCACGUACUACUCCACCGUGUACUGAGAGGGGAAAAUGGGAGGUUUGCAACGGACAAAGGCCACGAAUGGAGAGUCAGCGAGGGUAUCAGUGUUUACAGUCUGUCCUGUGUAUGUGAACUCUUGAACCAUUCCUGUUUUGGUACUAAAUUUGUGUUAAAUUGCAUUUUUUGCAAAUUAGGGAACAUAUUCAGCCUUUGUUUCUCCUCCUAAAGAUCAUUUCUUUCAUUUUAAUAAUGCAGUGUUCUGUAGGUUUUGUUUUUUUUGUGUGUGUGUGUUUUUUUUAGCACUUUAAGCUUUUUUUUAAAUCCGCAUAUAAAGGAAUUUAACACUCACUGACAAAUAACACUGUGGUAAAAAUCUAAAAGGGAUCAUUUGCAUUAAAUUUCUUUCAUAAGCUUCUGUCGUAGACAAGUUCAAAUGACAGUGUUCAGUGUGCUCAUCUGGUGCCUUGUUGGGGUGUAGUAAUAAGCAAUGUUGUUCUAUACUUAGAGGUAUGCCGCUACACUGGAGUAAUGUUUAAAUUUGUAAUAUUUAUGUCCAGAAAGGCCACAGGACUGGCCAAAAAAAACCAAAAAACAUUCUGCAGGUUACAUUUAAGAGGCUGUGAAACAGAUUUUGUGUGUGAGUAUCUCAAAGGGAAUGCUCGCGAGCUGUAAGCCGUUACGUUCUGCCUUUCUAUAAAUGCUGGUGUGAUGUUGAAGAAAAGAAAAAAAAAAAAAAACACGUUUAGCUUUCAUUCCUUAUGGUUCUGUGACCACUUCAAACAUAGUGUCCUGUUUAGCGUGCAAACAGCUGAAUGCCUUGAACUGCUCGUGUAUCAUUACUUGUAGGCUUGAUUUAAUAAAAUAUUCAAAUCUUAAAA